Molecule: messenger RNA, 1095 nt
Organism: Prorocentrum cordatum
Lineage: Eukaryota; Dinophyceae; Prorocentrales; Prorocentraceae
Source: the annotation of a GenBank genome assembly
AUGGACGAGGCCUCGCGGCUGAACAUCCCCGCCGUGUUCCUUGGCAAUGUGCCACAUCACGAGUUGCCUCGGCUGUACCGGGCCGCCGACUGCUUCGUGACCAUGAGCCUCUCCGAGACCUUCGGCCUGACAUGCCUGGAGGCGAUGAUGUGCGGGUGCCCGGCCGUGAUGCCCUAUUGCCCGGUCUUCGACGAGAUUUGGGACGGGAAGACUCCCAAGGCCUGGCGGUACGCCAUUCACAAGGAGAAUGGGGUGGACUUGCCUGGGCUCUCGUCGGCGAUCGCGGAGGGGCCCCGUGCCAGCCCGACUCUUUCCAUACUUAAGUCCUGCGCUGUCGCAGGCACUCCAUAUCCAAAGACCAGCCUGGCGCGCCUCGCUGCUGGCAUCCAUAUCCUGAUCGUUCUGUUCGCCCUCAGGCAGCUGUCGGAACUAGCGGAGGACCUGUUCGGCCUCGUGGACCUGAACACAUUCUUCUCUCGCCACGUGCCAGACGUCAGGUGGCAGAAGAUUUGGAAAUGCUUCCCACGUUUCCUGAAGGUGCACGAGUUCCUGGCAUCCAGCAAGCAGAACGCGUCACAUCUCGAGGAGCUUGCGACAUGGGACCGGGUCCCAGUUCCUACAGCGGCUAUCAGGACGGCGCUGGCUGAAUGGAUACAUGCUUCUGGUGUACUCGUUGAUGAACUUAUUCUUCAUGGUGACGUGCCUGAACGACGCAUUCACUUGCAAGUUCAGGCGGCGCAGCUGCCCCUGCCCGAGCCCUGGCACUCUCUCGAGCACUCAAGACACCCGAUGGCUUCCGCACAUUCAGUGGCUUCGGCACAGGAGGUGCCAGUACCCCUGUAUACGUCAGUGCCGACAAACACGCCAAGCCGGUCAGGCUGGGCCGGCCACAACGUCGGGGCGCAGCGAGCCAAGGGCAUCACCACUUUUGAUGCAGUACCGCUCGUGGUCGUUGGAGUUCAAAGACCAGAAGAACCAUCUAAAUUACGAUGGGGCGUGCCCAUCCUCGCCCGCUUCAAGAUUGGCAAGCAACCAUUGGUGGCUGCAUUUGGACAGGCGUUCGCUAGCGUGGAUGCGUCUACGUGGUCUAUUUAG